Emericellopsis atlantica is the source of this 467-nucleotide messenger RNA. Its product is annotated as G protein gamma subunit. Gene Ontology annotation, cellular component: heterotrimeric G-protein complex. The coding region runs from base 103 to 384 and encodes 93 amino acids. Gene Ontology annotation, biological process: G protein-coupled receptor signaling pathway. Gene Ontology annotation, molecular function: G-protein beta-subunit binding. Lineage: Eukaryota; Fungi; Ascomycota; Sordariomycetes; Hypocreales; Bionectriaceae. The record is from RefSeq and is a predicted model, not a curated record. The transcript has 2 exons.
CGAUAAUCAACGUCUUCAACUCAAUUCGGUCGGACAGGCAUUCCGCCGAUUAUUCCCACCAACUUUAUCUCCGCAGUUUCGAUCCAAUUUCCAUAAUUCAAAAUGCCCCAGUACACGUCUCGUGACGUCGGCGACCCGUCGCAGAUCAAGAAGACCAGGCAGUCGAUGGCCGACCUGAAGUUGAGGCGAUUGACAGAGCUGAACAACCGCUUGAGGGAGGAUCUCGACCGUGAGCGCAUCCCUGUCAGCACUGCGGCGAAGAGCAUCAUUGCUUACUGCAACGGCACGAGAGAUUACAUGGUGCCUUCGACUUGGGGCGCUGUCCCCAAGGGCGAGGACCCCUACGCUCCACAACAAUCCGGUGGCUGCUGCGUCGUCAUGUGAAGUGAGAAACUCAAGAAGAAUAGUAACAGCCUGAGCGUCUGGGAAGCGAUCCGAAGGAAUCGAAAUCCAAGGAGAGAGGUACG